Molecule: messenger RNA, 1086 nt
Organism: Oryza brachyantha (malo sina)
Lineage: Eukaryota; Viridiplantae; Streptophyta; Magnoliopsida; Poales; Poaceae
Exons: 8
Coding region: 1-1086 (361 amino acids)
Molecular function (GO): DNA binding
Source: RefSeq, a predicted model, not a curated record
AUGACAGAAUCAUCAUCGACGUUGAUAUUAGAUUAUGAGAAGGUAAAUUUCUCCAAGAAAGAGACUGAAAAGAGGCAGCAAGAAGCAGAGGGUCUUGAGGAACGACCAGGCUGGCUUCCAGAUGGUUGGAUAAUGGAGAUCAAUCUUGGUGGCGAUGGCACCAUCUACCGAUACUACACAUCUCCUCUAUCAGGAUUGACAUUCACGAUGAAGUCGGAGGUGCUAGAAUACCUUUUUUCUGGAAUGGAUGAGCGCUUCUUGGAAUCAAAGAACUAUGCCGCACAUAAUAAGCUCGUGAUGACACAUGAAUGGCUUCCAAAUGACUGGUUGAUUGAGAUUAGAGCGGGUGGAGAGAACACGGACAAGAUGUUUAAGUUUUAUGUUUACCCACCAGCAGGAGUUCGACUGUUUUCAAAAGAGGAUGUAUUGACCUAUAUUAAUAAGUGUAAGAUUACUCCAUUUGAUACAAACGGACAAUGUGACACAAGGACCAAAGAUAAUAUUCUUGCAAAUGUGGAAUUUAAUCCACAUUCUCUGCCUAAAGGAUGGGUGAAAGAACUGGUGUUUAGAAAGACAAAGGAUGCUGUCAGAAAAGACCCGUAUUACACGGAUCCUGUUAGCAACUACUCAUUUCGCACAAGGAGGUCUGCAAUGCUCUUUGUUCAGACAGGAAAAGUACCUAGACGUGCAUUUAUUCAGAGAACAAGUGUCCAUGACCUCUACUCUUUUGAGAAGUCAGCUGAUCUGCAUGAAAGUCUGAGGAAAAGACUGUACUUUACACCUACGACUAAUCGGCGACCCAGAGGAUCAUUAAAAUCAAAAAAAUCGUCACUAAGAGAAGAGAUACUCAGCGAUGAGGAAAGUUCAUAUAGCUCUGAAGAUGAUGACUUCUUUGAUGAUUCAUCAGACUCAUCAAAUGAAAUUGGAAGAAACAAGGUCCAAGUUGCAAAGGCUACACGCAAGCCCAGAAAAGUGAUGUCCUUAAACGAUAUCAAGCGUCCAGUCGGGAGGCCCCGAAAACAACCCAAUGAAACUAAGGGAAAGCAGUGUGAUGCGGAAAUCAAACGAGAGAGUGAAAGUGGCUAA